UUCUCCUUCUGCCUCUUUUCCUGAGCUGCUUCUUCUCAUCACACGCCUUCAGGGUUUCUUAACUGCAAAGGAAGAGUCAAGCCUCUUAGGGAAGAUGGAAAACACCCAUGUAGGGUAACAUUUUCCACCAACUAGAAGAGGUCCUGGGAUAACCAACCCCACCAGAUCCAGAAAGCGGGAUAGAAUGGAGGGCGCAGGGCCCUGGGGGUGGCCAUGCCUACUGCUGCUGCUCAGGGUCUCAGGAUUCCAAGCUGUAGACGAAGAGGAGAAACAAAUAUACCUACAAGAAGGAAGAAAUCUGACCGUGUCCUGUGUUUACAACAUCAUGCUCUUCUCCUCCAGCCUGAAGGCUUGGCAGCGGGUGGAGAGCCAGGGUCCUCCAGAGACUCUGGUGCACACGAGUACUAGAAACCUAAGCCUUAACCAGGCCUGGGCCGGGAGAUACCUGCUGGAGGAUAGACCCAGUGAUGCCAUAAUGAUGGUCACCAUCACAGAGCUCCAGCCUCAGGACUUGGGGCUGUACCAGUGUGUCAUUUACCUGUUGCCUCAGAACUUUCAUCUUCUGCUUCCUCGGAUACGGCUGACACAAUACAAAGGGGGCACCGCCAGUUCUCACCAUCUUUUAUUGGAAAGCCUGGUUAUCCAUGUGGGGAGGCCAAGUGAGGAUGGUAGAGCCCCGUGCAUCUGCCUCGAGCUUCUCAAAAAACCUCCUUUUGCACCAGCAAGUUGGGGAGGCGUCCACCACGUAGGACUCCGCUUGUCUGCUUCCUGCUGACCCGAAUAUGUGACCAUCAGGACUUGGCUGGGCUUAACUUGAACUUUACAGUAUCUGAAAAUAAAGACCAAGCAAAAUGACAGUGUCAUAGGCAGGACUGUAGGGAAGCUACUGAACCCACAUAACAUAACUCAAUCAUUCCUCCAUACUUUAGAAACAUCCAGAAAUGGAUGUUUCUGGUUACAAAGGAUCUAUGCAGUCAGUUAAACAGCACCACCACCCUCUAGUCAGGAAUGUUCUAUUAAUCAGACUAUGUAUCUAUACACUGUGAAAGUCCUAAAACCAUAGUGCUUUACAGAGGUAAGCAGGGCUGUCACAGGGUAAUGGGAAGUGCUCUGGCCUAGGUUUCCAUUCCCUUUCUACCCGGAGCACACUCAGUGACUUUGAGGAAGUCCCUCACCCUCUUCUAGGCUUUCCCCACUGUGACAUUCAAUGGCUACAGUUCUCUGGGUUCCUCUGAGUUUAUUUACUGAGUUCAGAGAAACAAAGGCCUUAUAUUUUGCAUUUGGCAAAACUGGUCCACUCCAGGCAUGGGUAGACAGCUUGGGCCCACCAGAUCUGAAUCCAUCACUCAAUAGUUGCCUGGCUCUUUAACUCAAAUCUUAAUAAAGACAACAAGAAAAGUAACUGAGGACAGCCUAUACUAUUGCAGGAGAACUGUGUAUGUAAUUAUUUUCAUCAAACUACAAAUAACAGGCAGCAGAAUUUUGACAGAAGCUUCGUAUUGCUUCUCUCUAGUAACUGAAGAAAACUUUAGGCAAAUGUGGCUAAGGGAACUGAGUCUAGUACAGAUUGUUCCUGCCUGAAGGAAUUAGUGGUUAUAUGGGGAAACAAGAAUAUAGUCCUCUGCAAAGGAUACUUGCCAUAAUUACUGAGGCUGUGUAGACAGGAAAGAGCAGUCAGGAAAACAGUGAAUGGAGAAGGUUUCAUUCUGGGGUGUUGGGCCUGCCUGGUGAUAAAUGGAUCCUUUUUAAUUUUCCCUUCACUUUUCCAAGUGGGGAAGGGCAUGGCAGUGCUGGACCACAGAGAGAGACUUAUAUUUGGAGGUGAGGGAUGUUGUUCACCCAACCCCACUGUAGGAAGAGAGGAUUGAAAUGGGGACUUAAGGGAAGAGAAGGUACACUGUGGAAGACAGGAGAAAGGUUCCCUGCUUACUGCACAAGCUCCAUGAUGGGUGAGAAGCAAGAACAUAGGGCCCUGUUGUGGCAUGAUGAAUGGGCCAUUUGACUGUGGUAGGCUGUGUGGAAAAUUAGGCCAGGCUCUGAAGGCUGAGACCAGCAAGACAGCAAAGAAACACACAGGAGUGGAGUCAGGAGACAUGAGUCCCAGUGCUGGCUCUGCUGCUGUCUAUCGAGUGACCUUGGGCAGUCCUUGUCCACCCUGUUCCUUGGAGGUUUGGACUGGAUGGUGUUGAAUGCUCCUUCUUCCUUUGACCUUCUGGGAUCCUGUGAACCUUUCUCCCAUUAACAGAGUACAGGCCCAUGAUAAUGAACUUAGAAGAGGGCUGUUCAGUGUGUAGGAGAGGAAAAAUUGUUCCAAACAUCUUGGAUGUCCCUCUCCUGCUCAGAUUAAGUCAGCCAGUUUGAGCAGGCAGCCUGGCAAGCUCAGGGUAUGCUAUCCCAUCUUCGUCAAGCAUAAUCCAGGCACCUAGUAGGAGCCCAGUGGGAGCUGAGGUCCUAAAGAGCUUUUU
Manis javanica (Malayan pangolin) is the source of this 2465-nucleotide messenger RNA. It is a transcript of the gene TREM1, whose product is annotated as triggering receptor expressed on myeloid cells 1. Gene Ontology annotation, biological process: neutrophil chemotaxis; cytokine production involved in immune response; chemokine production. Lineage: Eukaryota; Metazoa; Chordata; Mammalia; Pholidota; Manidae. The record is from RefSeq and is a predicted model, not a curated record.